Molecule: messenger RNA, 2148 nt
Organism: Leishmania mexicana MHOM/GT/2001/U1103
Lineage: Eukaryota; Euglenozoa; Kinetoplastea; Trypanosomatida; Trypanosomatidae
Product: putative long-chain-fatty-acid-CoA ligase
Exons: 1
Coding region: 1-2148 (715 amino acids)
Cellular component (GO): membrane; endoplasmic reticulum
Molecular function (GO): long-chain fatty acid-CoA ligase activity
Source: RefSeq, a predicted model, not a curated record
AUGGGUGGCUGCGUGAUCUCUGUGAUGGCGAAGCGCAACGCGGCGCAAGUGAUGCCCGACCCGCACGCCGAGGAGCUCGAGCGCCGGCGUGCCGAGUGCGGCGGUAGCUUUGUGCAACGCGUGCCCGGGACGGAGAGCGAGCACGCCUCGGCCAUCUACCGCAUCGCCGGCGUGACAGCGGCGCAACACGAAGCCAUCCUCGCGGCGGCAGCGGUGAGGCCAACCCUUUACACCACGCUGAUGCGGUGCUGCGCGGAGCGCACGGACCAGCGCGUGCUUGGCUACCGCCCUGUGAAAUGCGUCACCAAGGAGCGAGCGCCGUUGACGGCAAGCGGCGGCAAGAGCGGAUCGGCGAAGAAGGAGCGGCUCAUGAGCAUCACGCACUUCGACGAGGUCGUGUACGUCACCUACUCGGAACUGGAGAAGCGUAUCCUCGACUUCGGCGCCGGCCUGACCGCCCUCGGCGUCACCGCCACCGGAAACGUGUCCAUCUACCUCGACACGUGCGUCGAGUGGCUGGUGGGCAUCUACGGCAUCUGGUCCUGCAGCGCCGUCGCCGCCACCGUCUACGCCAACCUUGGCGAGGCGGCCCUGGCGCACGCGCUGCACGAGACGGAGAGCCAGGCAGUUCUCUGCGGCGCGGCGAAUGUGGCGAACGUGCUGAAGCUGAUGAAGAACGGGGUCAUGCCGCAGGUGCCGAUCAUCUACGUCGGCGCCCUGCCCGCUUCGCUCGACACGCACGGCGUGCAGGUGGUGAGCUUCAAGCAGGUGGAGAUGAUGGGCGCGGCGCACCUCGAGGGCGGCGCGGCGAAGAGCACGGGGCCGUUGAACGACGACGACCUGGCAUUGAUCAUGUACACGAGCGGCACGACCGGUGACCCGAAGGGCGUCAUGCACACGCACCGUACAUUGGCCGCUGGCCUGCACACCCUCGAGCCGCGCGUCAUCGACCUGCUCGGCCAGCCGCACUCCGACGACGUGUACCUCUCCUACCUGCCCAUGGCGCACAUCAUGGAGUUCACCAUCACAAACCUAUUCAUCUUCCGCGGCGCCUUUAUCGGCUUCGGCACGCCGCGCACGCUGACGGACACCACGGCGCGGCCGCACGGCGACCUGCUCACGUUCAGCCCGUCCAUGCUCGCUGGCGUGCCGCGCAUUUUCGACACGCUCAAGAAGGCCGUCGAGGCGAAGCUGCCGCCCGUGGGCACGCUCAAGCGACAGGUGUUCGACCACGCCUACCAGAGCCGGCUGGCGGCGCUGAAGGAGGGCAAGGACACGCCGUACUGGAACGAGAAGGUGUUCGCGGCGCCGCGCGCCGUGCUCGGCACCCGCCUACGGAUCAUGCUCAGCGGCGGCGGCCCGCUGUCCGCCGCGACGCAUGAGUUCGUGAACGUGGUCUUUGGCCGUGUGGUGAUUGGCUAUGGCCUCACGGAGACGAUCUGCGUCGGUGCCAUUCAAAUCCCCGGCGACCUGGAGACGAACGUGACGGGCUUGAUGGAGCCCGGCCAGGAGAUCAAGUUGCUCGACAUCGACGAGUACAAGCACACGGACUCGCCCGAGCCGCGCGGCGAGAUGCUGUCACGCGGCCCCUUUCUGUUCAAGGGCUACUACAAGCAGCCGGAGCUGACGCGCGAGGUGCUGGACGAGGACGGCUGGUUCCACACGGGCGACGUGGGCAGCUUCACCGCGGAUGGCAAGAUGCGCAUUGUCGGGCGCGUCAAGGCGCUGGCGAAGAACUGCCUGGGCGAGUACAUUGCACUGGAGGCGCUGGAGGCGGUCUACUCUGGCAACGAACUGCUGCAGCCGAACGGCGUGUGCGUACUCGUGCACCCCGACAAGCCGUACAUCACGGCUCUGGCGCUGACGGACGAGGCGCGCGCACUGAACUUUGCGGCGAAGCACGGUAUCGAGGGCACGUACCCGGCCCUGCUGAAGGACCAGCGCUUCCAGCAGGCAGCCGCGAUGUCGAUGGCCGACACGGCCCGCGCCUCGAACCGCGUGUCCUUCGAGUGCGUGAAGCGGGUGCGCGUGAUCGACGACGAGUGGACUCCGGAGAACGAGAUCUUGACGGCUGCCCAGAAGCUGAAGCGCCGCGUCAUCGAUGUGCAGUACGCGCAGACGAUUGCGGAGCUCUUCACGGAUGAUUAA